Tricharina praecox is the source of this 1916-nucleotide messenger RNA. Its product is annotated as WD40-repeat-containing domain protein. Gene Ontology annotation, molecular function: protein binding. The record is from RefSeq and is a predicted model, not a curated record. The transcript is spliced from 3 exons. Gene Ontology annotation, biological process: mRNA splicing, via spliceosome. Gene Ontology annotation, cellular component: catalytic step 2 spliceosome; precatalytic spliceosome; Prp19 complex. NCBI's taxonomy places the organism in Eukaryota, Fungi, Ascomycota, Pezizomycetes, Pezizales, Pyronemataceae. Bases 77 to 1522 code for a protein of 481 amino acids.
CCCAUCACGUCACGUCUCCCUUCCGAAAGCUCCGCAGCACCCAACAAAUCCCACACAUCACACACCAAUUUUUACCAUGACCACCACACUCCCUUCCGCCGAAUCCCUCGUCCACUCCUCAAGCAAGCGCACGCGCGCCUUCUUCGCCGCGGACUUCGCCGGCGCCGCGCUCGACGACACGACGGCGCACAAGUCGCUGCUGACCGCGAAGCUGCGCAGCGAGUACGACGGCGUGCGGACGCUGCCCGCCGCGCUGCAGGCAAAAAUCGAUGGUGCGGCUAAGAAGCGGCGGACAACGACGACUGGCGGUAGCGGUGGCAAGAAGCAGCAGCAGCUGGCGCUCGCGGGUACAGAGGAUGGCGUGGAUGUCGGCACGCAGAGGCUUAUCGAGGGCAUUCCUGCGGGUGAUGGGCAGGGGAGUUUGGCGCUUAGCUUGAGGCCGAGGGGGGCGGGGGUGGGGACGGGGUUUUUGCCGGGUGCGGCGGGACCUGGCGCGGGGACGGGUCUCGUCCAUAGGGAGGCCAUACAGCAGGUUAAGCCGAAGUGGCACGCGCCGUGGAAGCUGAUGCGGGUUAUUUCCGGGCAUCUGGGGUGGGUGCGGACGCUGACGGUCGAGCCGGGGAACCAGUGGUUUGCGACGGGGGCGGGGGACCGAACCAUCAAGAUUUGGGAUCUGGCGUCGGGGUCGCUGCGGUUGACGCUCACCGGACAUAUCUCGACCGUGCGCGGCCUCGCGGUCAGUCCGCGCCACCCCUACAUGUUCUCGUGUGGCGAGGAUAAGAUGGUCAAGUGCUGGGACCUCGAGAGUAAUCGCGUCAUUCGGCAUUACCACGGGCACCUGAGCGGUGUGUAUGCGCUGCAGCUGCAUCCGACGCUGGACGUGCUCGUUACUGCAGGACGAGACGGCGUGGCGCGGGUGUGGGACAUGCGCACGCGCACCAAUGUCAUGGUUCUCGGCGGCCACCAGGGCACGAUCUCGUCGCUGCUCACACAGGAGGCGGACCCGCAGAUCAUCACCGGGUCGAUGGACAGCACGAUCCGGCUGUGGGAUCUCGCGGCGGGGAAGUCGAUGGCGGUGCUCACGCACCACAAGAAGAGCGUGCGCGCGCUCUGCUCCCACCCAAAGGAGUUCACGUUCGCCUCUGGCUCCGCGGACAACAUCAAGCAGUGGAAGUGUCCCGAGGGCGCGUUCAUGCAGAACUUUGAGGGCGCUGGCGGCAUCAUCAACACGCUUUCAGCCAACGAAGACGAUGUCCUCUUCUCGGGCGCGGAUAAUGGCGAAAUGUGCUUUUUUGACUGGAAGAGCGGGUACCGCUACCAAAGACUCGAUACUACCGCACAGCCGGGAAGUUUGGAUGCUGAGUUGGGGGUGUUCUGCUCGACGUUCGAUAAGACGGGGCUUAGACUCAUCACUGGAGAGGCGGAUAAGACGAUCAAAAUAUGGAAACAAGACGAGAACGCGACGGAGGAGACGCACCCGCUAGAUUGGAAGCCAACAUUACAGAGAAGGAGACAGUUUUGAUGUACCAAGCGUUUUCGUUUUCUGUUUUCUGUUUUCUGUUCAAGGGUUGGUGACGAGAUGGGAUGUGGGGAUAUCACUCAUGCAUGUGUUUUUUAUAAUAGAUCAGUCUGGUUGAUGCAUCGGGAUCAUGAGUUUGUUUGGACGGUUGGGGCUACUACAUGCUGAUCGUGGUUUUCUGGGAGCUUUGACGAACGAUGAUACCAGUGAGUUCACGAGAAUUGGGCUCUGCAUGAAGUAUCAUUCGGACUACCUAGCACUCAGGCUAUAUCUACCAUCUACCUCAGCCAUGCACAAGGUAUCACCACAAACAGAAGAAAAGAAAAGAAAAGAAAAAGUGAAAAUCAAGCCGAAAAAUCUCUAGGAUGUGACGUAGGUAACGAAAUGACCAGACCAG